CGUUCUCCAAUGCAUGUAAUCCCUGACUUGACCACAAUUAGGCCUCCUUCUUCGGCCCCCGACGAAGUAAUCCGGGUAGACUUUAACAAGCUUUUGACAGGAGAGUCGUACCUCAGCUCUUCCAGCGCACAGCCUCGAGUCUUGCUGCUGCAGAGUGCUUUUCCGCGGAUGCUGCAGCCAACGCCGUCCUGUGGGGGGCUAGGUCUUAAAACCCGUCGGAGGACCACGUCCGCACCCCAUGUCUCUCGCCACGACGAUACAACCCCCGAGGCGCUUUUCAUCCUUACACGCGGUGUAUCAAUGUUGGCCGUCAUGCAUCGGCGGAAGUUCUUGUGCCGGUAGUGCAAAGGCGUGGGGCUUGAGUUGUUAUAAACCUACAGAUAUCCCCGUUGAAGCACAUGCAGAGAUGGGCCGCAAGGAAGACGACUAUGUGUGGAAGAAGGACACAGAUAACAUCCAGAAUGUCUUUGAGCUCAUGGAGGAGUUGGGAUCGGGAGCCUUCUCAGAGGUGUACAUGGUGAGGGAGAGGAAGACCGGCAAGCUGUUUGCCAUGAAGUGUGUGAAGAAGAAGCAGAAGAGGGACCUCAACCUGGAGAACGAGAUCGCUGUGUUGAGGAAGAUCAAACAUGAGAAUGUUGUGGGACUGGAGGACUUCUAUGAGAGCCGAUCCCACUACUACCUCAUCAUGCAGCUUGUUUCCGGCGGUGAGCUCUUUGACCGCAUCCUGGACCGAGGCGUCUACUCGGAGAAGGACGCCAGCAGGGUGAUCCAGCAGGUGCUGCAGGCGGUCGGCUUCCUGCAUCAGAGUGGGGUGGUUCACCGUGACCUCAAGCCGGAGAACCUCCUGUACUACAGCCAGGAUGAGAACUCCAAGAUCAUGAUCAGUGACUUUGGCCUUUCCAAGAUGGUGGACAACGGCAUCAUGUCAACAGCCUGUGGGACUCCGGGAUAUGUGGCUCCAGAAGUGUUGGCCCAGAAACCGUACAGCAAGGCAGUGGACUGCUGGUCCAUCGGUGUCAUCACUUAUAUUCUGCUCUGUGGAUAUCCCCCUUUUUAUGAAGAAACCGAGACACGGCUUUUCUCCAAGAUCAUGAAGGCACAGUACGAGUUUGAUUCCCCCUUCUGGGAUGACAUCUCUGACUCUGCUAAAGAUUUCAUAAGCCACAUGAUGCAAAAGAAUCCCAGCAUGCGCUUCUCUACAGAACUGGCUCUCCGCCACCCCUGGAUCAUUGGAGAGACAGCGCGGAGCCAGGACAUCUACCAGUCGGUCAGUGUUCAAAUCCAGAAGAACUUUGCAAAGUCCAAGUGGAAGCAAGCGUUCAACGCCACCAUGGUCAUCAACCACAUGAAGAAGCUCCAGGCGGCCAACUCGGACACCGUCGCCAAGAAGGCCGACGUGCCUGACAUAGUCGUCGACGUCUCCUCGCCCUGCGGGCUACGCAAGAGCCCAGACCCGCCAUGUGCGGGCCCCACGGUGCGGCAGGUCAACGGCAACGUCCCCGGCACGGACCACAUGACCCUGCCGCCCAGCCCCAACGAGCUCAGGAGCACCUUCCCCCUGAAGACCUCCCAGAGCCACAUCGAGCCACACCACACGCCCAGCAUAGCCACGCAGGGCAAGCACGCCUACCACUCGGAACCGGCCAACCUCAACGGGUAUGGUAAAAACAACAGUGGCAAGGUGAUGCAGACUGGAGUGUGUGCGGUCAUGUGAAAGUCCAGACCCAACAUCGAAUGAUGAACACUUUAUUAGGUCAUUCUCCCUGAGGUGGCACAGCGUGAAGCUGGGUGGUGGCAGCUGCUCGUGAGGCUGGGUUGGUUGCCUCCAUGGGUAUUAUAUAUAUAUUUUGAAUAUACUUUUUAUUUAUCCCCAUGGGGAACUUCAUUCUCUGCAUUUGACCCAACCUAUGCCCAGAGCUAGGCGCAGUGGGGGCCUGCCUCACAGGGCGGCCCCCGGGGACCACCUCGAGGUGUGGGGCCCUUGUCUUGUUUAAUGGCCGGGCGGGAGGGUUAACCUGGAUGUUUAUUUGUCUACUCUUCUGCGAGUAGAGCGGGGCCCUCACACCACCGGUAUUCAGAUUGAACACUGAGCCCUCAGACCAACGGUAUUCAGAGUGAACACUGGGCCCUCAGACCAACGGUGUUCAGAGGGAAGAGUUGGCCCCUCAAUCCAGCAGUGUUAAGAGUGAAGAGAGGGCCCCUCAGACCAGUGACUUUUGGGGGGAAGAGUUUGACCCUCAGACCAGCGGUAUUGAGAAUGACACUUGGGCCCUCAGACCAGCAUUUUACAGAGUAAAGAGUUGGGCUCAUUAAGAGUGAAGAAGCCCUCAGACCAGAGAUCUGUGAAGCCUCUCCCAAAGCACAUACGUAACACAACCUCUCACACACAUACACACACACACUCACAGUAUAAGCUUAACAAAUUAUGAUGCUUCACUGUUAGACAGUGUAAUGCUGAGUUUCCAUCUGUGCUCCCACUUGUUGCAGGGCUACAGUUCUACUGAUUUCUCUAGACGUUGCAAACACAAUCCCUGACAUUUGUAAUGUAAAGUGUGAUCUUAUUUAAAUGUUGUAAAAAAACCUUGCCCAUAGAGAUGGAUACCUUGAGCAAUUUCCUUGUUUGAAAUGUUUUGAAUGUUUGAACGUUUAAGUGGCAAUCUCAAAUAUUUUCAUGUAAAUAUUUGAUAUGUUUGUUAAGUCACCAAUUAUCGCCGAAUGAGAUAACACAAUGUUGAGUCUACUCUGUAACCCCUGAUGAAAGCCCUUCCGUUUGCAGUAUUAUUUUACGAGCUGGGUGUCAGUGGUGACUGUUACUCUGGCCAACGCUACCACUUAUCGCCAAGGGUGUCGCCAUAGGGUACAAAAGAUUAAUCUUCUAGAUUCCAGAUUAUUUAAGACUAUGACCAUUAAAUAUGAUAAAUGUCUUGAAUUUUUUUUGCCGUUACUUUAUAAUCCAAUUGCAUGUUUAUCCUUUGUGUGCAUGUUUGUAACCCCUUGAACUGAACCUUUUGAAAUAUCUAUGGCUGUGUGGGAUCUGACCCUUUAUAGUUUUUAGUUAUACUGAUGAUAAUGGUACUGUUUUGUUUAAUUUAUGUGAACGUGUGCUACUAUUUCAAAUAAAUAUAGAAAAAGGCACGAUACAGACAACAGCUAACCCUCAUAUCUAUGAAUUUAGCAUUUAAUUAUUGCACUGCAUCAAAUAAUAUUGCAAUUUUGACAAUUCAAUUCUCUCUAUCUCUCACCAAUUUGGGAAUAUAUAUUUGUAAACAUCUAGGUAUCACUGAGGCCAUUCUAACAAGGUGGUACUCUUUGGUUCUGUGUUUUUUUGUGUGUCAUGAGAUGUGUGUGGCUUUAUAUUGUUCAAACUGAUUAAUUGUAUUAAUGAGAGAUGCACAAUGCUCGUCGAAUAAAGACAAUACACGUUU
Gadus macrocephalus (Pacific cod) is the source of this 3425-nucleotide messenger RNA. It is a transcript of the gene camk1gb, whose product is annotated as calcium/calmodulin-dependent protein kinase IGb. Gene Ontology annotation, molecular function: calmodulin binding; ATP binding; calcium/calmodulin-dependent protein kinase activity. Lineage: Eukaryota; Metazoa; Chordata; Actinopteri; Gadiformes; Gadidae. The coding region runs from base 239 to 1714 and encodes 491 amino acids. Gene Ontology annotation, biological process: peptidyl-serine phosphorylation. Gene Ontology annotation, cellular component: intracellular anatomical structure. The transcript has 14 exons. The record is from RefSeq and is a predicted model, not a curated record.